CGUCAUUAUCUUUGGCAUUGUUUUUUAAAUAGUCCCAGAUUUCAUAAUCAACAUCAACUCCUCUUUCCUCAUGAGACAGUCAGAGAGAGAGGCUGAACAUAAGCAUGCAGAGCUGAUAUGACACUGACCAGUGUUUAACCUAGUCAGGUUUAAAACAUAGUUAUUCUGUUCUUCCUGGGGGAAAAAAGCUUAAUCAUUUAGAAUAGUUUUAUUUAGCUUUGAAUGAGCAGAAGUGGAUGAAAUGCCGGCUGGGAAAAGCUCGUCUCUCUGCCAGAUUUUACUGUCUGUCUGCCUCCUGUUUUCCUCUACAGAUGGGAAAAUCAUCAAAGCUGAGUCUGGACAGAACGUGUCUCUGCCAUGUCAAACUCCAAACAUCAGCAUGCCCAUCAGAGCUGUGGAGUGGUUCAGACUUGACCUGCAGGAAGGACAUGUUCUCAUGUACCGGGGUGAGCAGUUUAUUUCAUUCAACCAGCUUCCAUCGUUUGUGAACCGGGUGGAUCUGCAGGACAGACAGAUGAAGGACGGAGACGUGUCUUUGACUCUGAAGGAUGUGACGAGUGAUGACACUGGAACAUUUCAGUGUUACGUGGUCCAGAGAGGAACAAAUGGCAGGAAAAGCAUUUUUGAGUAUAUCAGCACCAUCUACCUGAGAGUUGUUCCUCCAGGUCAGACAGGAGGACACAGGAAAGGCAAAGGGAACGAGUAUGUAUCCUCUGGACUGGACUUUUGUUUAACAGUUAGUGUUAUACUUGUUACGCUAGCUCUUGCUUUUUUUAUGACCUUCACAAUACCCAAAACACAGGAGAAGAAGAUUUGAUCCAGACCUCAGAUGACUCGACAGGUGAACCUUAAGUCACCUACCCACUAAACAUUGGACAUGGGAUAGACGUGCAGAUCAUGUCUAUACUGGGUCCAUCAGUCCAUGACCAAUUCUGAACAUCUAUAUAUCCAAACUAGGUCCGCAACUUGAAAGACCUCAUCUGGUGUUACAGAAAUGGCAGAUAAAAGUCACUCCGAGGUCACUUUGCUCAGUGGGUUGUAGAUGUCUAACACCUGAAUUUAUUUAAUAAUGUCUUUAGUGUUUCUUUAGAAACAUUAUUAAAAAGAUUUUAAAAAAAGUAAAUGAAUGAAACAAAGUGUUUCCUUUUCCAAGAUUGUUUAGCUGUUAAAAAGCAAUCAUUUAAAUCAAAGCUGGAUGUAAUCAAGUCUUCAUAGAGCAGCCAGUCCCAAAUGACUGCUACAAUCCACUUUCACCAAAACUUAUUUUUUAUUUCCAGAAUUAUUUCUAUCAUUAUGUUUUCAUUUAUUAAUUUGAUGAUUUAAUUUUUUGGGAAGCAGUGUGUGACACCUAUAAAUGUAUGAUCACAUACAUCAUGUUGAAACAGGAUUUCUACAUGAUCUAGUCCUCACUCAUUUUGUUUCUAUACUGUACAUACAGCCUGGUAUAUAUUUAUUUGGGAGACGGUGGAAUAUGUUUGUUUGUCACUGUCAGAGUUUUUUGUAUAUUUGUAUGUGUUCAGAGAUAAAGAGAGUUUACAAAGUGAAUAAUAAGCAGGUUAAUCAGUGUUAGUGAAUCUGCUCAGAUAUAUUAUUGAAGCUGCAGAGCAGGAGGAUUUAGUUGUAAGUUACACUGCAUGUAAAAGGGAUCAAUAAAAGGUCAUUAUUGUGUAAAUUUAUACCUAAACAAACAAGGUAACCAGGUGGGUUUAAAGAUCUUAACCUGAGUCAACGUUGUGUUUUUAUGUGACGACAAGAUGACAAUGUGUACAUGGACAAAAAAAGAUGGUGAAAUUCUGUUUAAUAAAUAGAUGAGGAAGAGUUUGCAGCCUGAGCACAA
Molecule: messenger RNA, 1837 nt
Organism: Haplochromis burtoni (Burton's mouthbrooder)
Lineage: Eukaryota; Metazoa; Chordata; Actinopteri; Cichliformes; Cichlidae
Product: selection and upkeep of intraepithelial T-cells protein 7
Exons: 3
Coding region: 242-817 (191 amino acids)
Source: RefSeq, a predicted model, not a curated record